This is a messenger RNA of Lymnaea stagnalis (great pond snail), 16455 nucleotides long. Lineage: Eukaryota; Metazoa; Mollusca; Gastropoda; Lymnaeidae. The record is from the annotation of a GenBank genome assembly.
GCGUUAUCUUUCCUUUGUUGUGUUAUUUAUCACGUGACAAUAACAAGUCCAAGAUGGCAGCUGAAAUAAAGGAAGAUGAAAAAAAAGUAGGAAAUGUCAGAAAACCAGUGUUGUUAAAUAAAAUAGAAGGAUGCCCAGAUACUAUCAAUGAAGCUAUUAUAAUUCCAAAAGAGGAUGGUGUAAUUAGUGUUAGUGAUGACAAGUGAGUAAUUGUUUUUAUCGCAUUUUAUGGUUUUGAAAUGAAAAUAUAUUCUACUAUUAGACUAUUACUAUUUACUAUAUUAUUAAUUAUUAUAAUAUAAUUAUAAUUUAUAUUAAUAUUAAUAACUAAGUAAAAGUAAAGUCUAAAGCUUUUUUAUUUUCCUAUUUAAAUCUAAAAAGUCAGCCCCUUAUGAGAAUAAUUACUGUCAGUGAGACUGAUAAUAAAUGUUGCUUUUUAAAUUUGGAAAGGCGGAUGGGCGUUUAUUAUUUAUUAUUAUUAUUUAUUCAUUCAAAAUAUUUUUCAAACAAAACUACCAGUACCAGACUCAGACAACCUACACUACACUCACAAUUCAAUAUAAUUUUUUUUUUUAAUUUGAUUUUAAAUAUUCAAACACUAUUCAGCUAUCCAAUCUUGAAUAUUGUCAUUAUUGUAAAAUGAAACUGAAAGUGAAAGUAAAAUCUAAAUUAUACUUAAAUUAUUAAUAGCCCACAAUAAAAUAUACAGUCUACAGUCUACAGUUCCAAAAGUAACCUCAAAGUCAAAUAACUUUUUACUGAUAGUUAUUUAUAUUUAUUACUUUACUUUACAAUUAUUCAUUUAUAAACCAGAACUGAAUAUCGAGAUUAAAGUUAGAUGCCAUAUGUAUAUAGUUCUACUUAAAUCUUAAACAAACAAAUUUGGCCUACCUAAUUAAACAGUUUUUCUACAGUUUUUUUUAAAGUAGGCCUAGGCAUAGGCUAAUUUUGAUUUUGACUUAGCCUUAGCUGAGGGCCUUGUCAUUUUAAAUUUGAGGUCUAAUCAUUUAAGUCCAAGCAUGUUUAUUAUUAGAUAUUCUAAGCCUAUUCAGUUAUUAUUAUUUGUUUUUCACUAUUUAUACCUUUUUGCUAUUAUUUUGACAUUAAUCUAAAGAAUCUAAUUUAAAAUAACUAGUGACAGAUAGUGAGACUGUUAAAUUUAUUGCACACACUCUCAAAACAUUCAGGUUUAGUAUCAGAAUAAAAUCCAUGACUCUGCUUGACAAUGUUGUACAAAUUCAGAGAAAAUAUUAAAGUCUAGUGGCAUAGGUUGUGGCAGGGGAGGGGGAUGGAAUCAGAGGGAAGUCAGAAGGGUAUGUGUGGAUUCGGAGGGAAGAAUGGAGAAUAAUAUCCUCUUAUUCCUUGUCUUCUGUUCAAAGAGAUCUGGAAAAAAAAAGAAGGUUUUUGCUUGUUUGAUUAAUUCCUUCUGUGUAAUUUCACAGCUUCACUCAACUUUAAUAAUAAACCUAGAAAAGAUAUAAAAUACAAUGUCAAAUAGCUUAUUCAACGAUCAUUCCUUGUGUUUAAAGCGCUAAUGUAUUAUUUCAGGACACUCAGAGUAUGGUUGAAGCGAGACUCAGGACAGUACUGGCCAAGUAUCUGUCACACUAUGCCAUGUAAUUAUCUUGCUUACUGUUCAAUAGUUCUGAUGGUUAAAAAAUUUACAUUAAAUAUUUUUUAAACUUAUUACUGUUGAUUUAAUUUAAAAUCCUUUUAAAAAUUUACAUCCAUACAUUUUUCUUUAAAUAGCCAUUUAAAAAAAAUUUUUUGUGUGUUUCACUUUUAGCUGAGGCUUCUUCAGUAUUUUACAACUCAGAAACAAGACGACUUUUUGUUGGGCAAGACAAUGGAACUAUAACAGUAAGAAACAUAGGCAACAAGUUUAGACCAGUUCAAUAAAAUUGGCUGGACGUUAAAUUAAUAAGAGAUGUGUAAUUUUAAAAAAAACAUUUUUUAUUAUUUUUCUCUUAUCACUAUCUCAUUAAUAUUAAACAAGACUUUUCUUUCCCAUUAUUGCAACAAGCAAAUUCAAUCUGUAUAAAUAUUGAAAAUAUCAUGCAGUGAAGUUUAUUUUUAUUUUUUUCCUUAGUUUAUCAUUAUUCUUCUAAAAUAUAAAUAAUAUAUUUUUUUUAAAGCUUUGAACCUAUACUUUUUUUUACUAAUAUUUUUUUUACAUAAUAUGUUUAGGAGUUUGAAUUAACAGAGGACUACAACAGACUUAUACACAGAAGAGACUUUAUUGGUAAAUUUGGCUUAUCAAUAGGGAUUUAAUGUUUUCUAUCAUAAUCACCUUGCUAUAUUAUUUAAACAUAAAAUUUGUACAUUAAUAGUGAAUGAUUUCCAAAAAUUUCCAAUCACCUGCUUUUACUUUAUAUUCAUACAAAUAAGCAGAAAUAAUUAUAACAACUUGCUCACAUUUCCAGUCUUCCUUUUUAAUCAUCAAAUAUUUCUUUUUGAGCCACAGAUAUAAUUUGUUAUACUACAUGCAUUAUCUGUUUCCCAGUAAUCUCUGAAUUUUAUGUUGUCACAGCCCACCAAAGCCGCGUGACAGGCAUCCGGUUCUCCCUGUCAUGUGAAUGGGUUCUCAGCUGUGGUAAGGACAAGUAUUUCAUCUGGCAUUGCUCGGAGACUGGAAGGAGACUGUGUGGCUACCAAGCAAAUGCAAUGUGCCUCUGUUUAGAGUAUCCUUUUUUAAACUUAUUUCUCAGCUUGUCAAAGACUUGGGCCUUCUGGAUAAUCAUUUUGACAACUUUUUGUUCACAUUAAAAUUUAUUCUGUGCUACAGUUUACUCUGUUAUGAUACAAAAUUACAUGUUAUUGUUAAAAUUUAGGUUUUUAUUUUAAAAAGAAAAAUUAUAUUGGUUAGCAGACUAAUUAUUUCUUGGCUCAAAUAAGAUGGAAAUGAAUAAACAUGUGACAGGCAAGACCGAGUUUAUUUAUCAUUCUGACAUUUAAUUGAAACAAAACCUUGACUGUAGACUAGAUUCGAUGAGCAGUCAAAGUAUGCUUUUGUUGGGGAUUACUCUGGACAGAUUUCAGUGUUGAAGCUCAAGGAUAAUUCCUUUGACCAUGUGGUCACAUUGAAAGGACAUGCAGGUAAUUCUUGGCAAUAGUUUCCGUAGAGUAACUUUAAUAUUGAUUUGUUGACUUCCUGAAUCUGCUGUAUUUUUUUUUUUUUUCUUGACCUUGAAAAUUGGCAGCUUUUAAAUUUGGUUCAAAAUGUUCUGUUUCUUUUAUUUUGUAUGUAAUGUGUGUGUGGGGGAGGGGGGGAGAUGUUGUUAUAAUAAAUCAUAAUAAAGCGAUAAGCUUUAAAAGCUGAUAGAUAUAAUUGUUAAGCUGGUAUAAGAAAUUGUGUGUAUAACCUCAACAACUAUGGAGUACUUAAAACAUGUCUCACAAAGAUCAAUUUGACCCAAUAAGCCAAAUAAAGCAUGUAUUUGUUGAUUUGUUCAGCCAUUUUGAGAAGGAUUUAUCUAUCUAAAAAAAAGCAAAAUAUUAAAUUUUGUAUUCCAAUGACAUUCAUUACAUACAAAUCAUUUCUGCUCUCUUAAGCACUGUAUUAUCACUUAAAUUUUUACUUAUGUAAAAUUCAUUUUCUUGCUCUUUUCGUAUUAAUUCAACUUCACCUCCUUUGUUUUUGGUUUUAGAUUUUUUUAAACUUGACUUCAAAAUGAAAAGUGAAGAGAAACUGUGUCUAUAUUAUAAAUUAUGUUGUUAUUUUCCACUUAAAAAUGAACUUGCACAUGAAAUUUUUUUCUAACAUAUCUAAAUUAUAAAAAAGCAAGUUUUUUGCUUAAAAAUAUGACUUUAGAAAUCUCAAGGCUAAACUUUGUUUCUUCAUCGUUAAUAGGAUGAUGUGAAGAAAAAAGAAAUGUUUUUGUACAAUUUUGAAGAACUUAAAUACAUUUUGGAAAAAUUGUACUCUCUAUCAAUUAUUUAUUUUUAAAUUGUCAAAGCAAAUGCUAUGGGUUAAAAUAUUGAAUAAAAAUAUGCACCUUUUUUGACUGAUGAACCGUCCAACAUGCCUAUAGUCCCAGUUUAGUUUUUGACUUAGCAAUGGCAUACCAUUAUAUUUUAAUGAAGCUCUAUCCCAGUAAUCUAUUAGGAUAGUUCCACACUUUGGUACCUUGCUGUUUGCCGGCACUUUACUGUUUAUCAUUGUUUUAUUUAGUUGAAUUUCCAUUUAAGAGGCAGAUAUGUUUUAUUGGGGAUUUUUUACUUAAGGAAAUAAUUUUCAUAAGAGCUUAAAUUAAGUAUGGUAACAACUCUUUAUGAACCCAAGCAUUGUGUGUGUGUUCAUACAUACCUACCCUAGCCUGUCUAAAAUUAAGUAUGGUAACAACUCUUUAUGAACCCAAGCAUUGUGUGUGUGUUCAUACAUACCUACCCUAGCCUGUCUAAAAUUAAGUAUGGUAACAACUCUUUAUUAACCCAAGCAUUGUGUGUGUGUGUUCAUACAUACCUACCCUAGCCUGUCUAAAAUUAAGUAUGGUAACAACUCUUAAUUAAGUCAAGCAUUGUGUGUGUGUGUUCAUACAUACCUACCCUAGCCUGUCUAAAAUUAAGUAUGGUAAUAACUCUUUAUGAACCCAAGCAUUGUGUGUGUGUUCAUACGUACUUACCCUAGCCUGUCUAUUUUAUUUCCUGUGUGUUUUUGUUCAGUGCGAUGCAAGUUGGCUAAUGUCAAGGUGACAUGUAUGAAUCAGGAAUUAAAAGCGAUGCCUGUUGAUUUUAACGAGAUAUUGUCACUUUACCAACACUCUCUUGGUAUGGUGAAAACUAGUUACUGUCAUUAUCACCCAACCAAUUAUGUGGCACUCCAUUUAACCAACCAACCAGUAAUGUGGGCCUCCACCUCUCCAACCAAUCGAUUAUGUUGACCUCCAUUUAACCAAAUAUUCAGCACUCCUACUUUCCACCAAACCAAUAUUAUGGCACUUCACCUGUCAACCCAAACUGUUGCAUAGACCUUUUCAUUUACAUGAUUUUGUGGCACACCCACUCUCUACCUAUGGCACUCCACCUAUCAUUUCCAUUUGUAAAUAUUCUAUAACUUUAUUGGUUUUGAAAAGCAAACAAAUUUUAUUAUUUUCUCGCGUGUAAUUACAUUCAAUAAUAAAUUGUCACAAGGAACAUUUAAUGGCGAGCUAGUUGAAAAUAUUUGUAUGUAAUGAAUGUUUUUAUCUGAAGAAUAAUUUUUAAAAAUCUCUACUCCAUUGAGUCAAAUGGUAGUUUGCGUUUGAAGUUUAAAACCAAUAAGUUUAAAAUCCUUGUUAUUUCUGGUCCUUGCUCUCAGAUUGUGCCCAUGAAUGGAUCUGCUCUAUUCAAAAACCAAAUUAUUUUCUCAUAUAAUCACAUUUCAUUGCAGUGAACUUUCUCAGUUUUCGAAGAGAUUUGGCCAAAUUUCCAUCCCCUGGACUCUCUGCUCUUCGCUCAUUGGUUGGCCUCGGUAAUAAAUACAUUAUUUCUAUAGCUUCAAAAGGCCAAACAGUCACCUGAGAUUGACAUGAUUUAUCAGAGCUUACAAACAAUGCUUAAAAUUGUAUAAAUUAAAAGCCUGUCCUUAAGAGUGAAAUAGAUUUAUCUGUGCUAUGGAAAUUCAGCACAAAUGCUUCAUGUUUCCCCUUUAUAAAGGACUACAUGCCAUGCUUUUUCCUGCAAUAUGACCUCAUUUUGCUUCUUUUUUUUCUUUUUUGUACCCCUUUUCGUCCACUUUUCCCUUAUAUCAUUCAAAAGUUCACAUGGUAAAUCAUAGUUGUAUCAGAUCACUUUUGGAAGGCAUUCUUGAGUGUCAUGUCUCUUUCAUAAAUUUCCAGGAAAUAUUUAGUUUAUUCACUUCUAUCCAAUUUAAUUAUAGGUUUGAACUCACGCAAGCUCUACAUUUACACAUUAAUCAGUUUUGUAAUUCUAUGAGCUAUUAUUGUAUUUUUCGGGUGAAGCCUAGCUAAAUUUUGUUAAUACAUCAUAAAUAAUUGUUUGAAGACUUUAUUUUAAAUAAAAUUUAGUUAUAUAAGUUAUGUACUUAUAAAUUCUGAAAUUUCAAUAUAAUUGUUUUCCAGCUUUUUUUGUUUUUUUGUUGACAAAACCAUUGUGUUUAUAAACCUCUAUUCAGUGUAGUUAAGUUAGCUCAAAAUAUUAUUGCUUAACAAGAAAAAAAUGCAAUAUUAUUAAACUAAUAAUCUUAAAUGCACCCUGGAACAACUGGUCAUUUAGUCUCACUUUUAUUUGUUACAAAACAAUAUUCUUAACUGGCUGCUAACUUAUGAUGAGCAAAUAUUUAAUUUCUCAAUGUUUAAAGAAACUGGAUAUUUGUCAAGCUUGAUAUGCAUAUACAUUUUGAGAUCAUGUUUUUUUAUAAUUCAUAAAAAGUUUUUGAACAAUGGUCCAUGUCAGUCACAUUCCCGAAAUUUAAAGCAAGUAGACAUUUUAUGUUCAUCAAGGUCUCUUUAAUUUUAAAAAUUCAUCUUGAUCACCCAUUUCUUUGUAGUUGUUAAGAAGAAAAGGGAGGAUUUAAAAAAAAAAAGGAUUGUAUUCCUAAAUUUGUUUAUCCUGUUAGAAUGUAUUGUGUGCAUGGUUGUAGUGGCCUGGCACUUGACAAAUUGUGGUACUUUGUUAUCUAUAGGGCACAGCUGUAGGAGGCUGUACUGACAGGGCUGUAUUAGCAAUUUUUUUUAUUAUUUAGCUAGUAGCGGUCCUGUUGGUCAGUUACCAAUCCUAAUGGUAUUUCUAUGUGUCUGUUGUAAAGUUAAUGUAUAUAAAUGUGCAUUAAACCUCAGAGAGACAUUUUCUAGUCACAUGCUUUCCCAGAAGAGCAAAGAUGAAUAGAUUUUAAUUGACAUCUGAGAAGGCACCAUUUUGUAACCAAGGGAUUCCUGGAUUCACGUACUAAUCACUGUGGAUGUGGCUGAAUUACUGUAACAUCAUAAGACUGAGACUAGCACAGUCCCACCAUUAUGUUCAAGUAUCACUGGACUGAAAAUAGCACAGUCCCAUUUUCAACUCUUAUCCUGAAAGAGUUUAUCACAUCUGAUUAGAUGGCCUUAAAAUGAUUAUCUGGUACAGUGUCACACAUACCCAUGUAUGAACCAGUCAUGCUUCCACGAGUCACAUGGCUAAUUUUACUUACACCUAGGACUGUUUAUUGUGAGAGUUCUCAUUCCUUGGCUUUUAAUUGCCAGACUUUUAAACCCUUGAGAUGAUAUUUAACUGAUCAACGUUUCAUCAACAAAGAAUUGAACAUUUAUUUAAAUUGGCAUAUUCAUCUGAUGAACAUUUCAUCAACAAAAUAGUGUGCGGUUUUUUAAAUUGGUUUAAAGUCCCUAGCUUCUGAUAAUCAUUUUUUUCUUUUCUAGUCCAAAGUUCAGCUGCUCUAAAUUAAAUGACUGAUGACCUCCACCGAAUAUAAGUGCAUGGCUUUAAGGUGUUGUGCAUUUAAAUCCAGUUGUCUUAAAAAGGGGCUUUAACUUCUUUUUUCCUUUUUUAUUUUAUCAAAUGAGAAAGGCUCUAGUUAAUGAGGUAACACUGCAGCUCCUCAGGCAGAUACUCAAGAUUUUGUUAUAAGUGAAAACUUUAUAAUUCAUAUCUGAUAAAAAAAUCUGUUAAUUUUCAAGGUAACUUUAAAAAAAAUUAUUAUAAGCCCUAGUUUGUCUUUAUCACAGCAAAUAUCUGAUGAGUAUGUAGAUUUUGUUAAUACAGAACAGAAAGUAUUAAUUUUAAAAUGAACUAACUUGCUGCAAAUUUUCUCUUGGGGUAACCUCUAAAGCAAUCAGCUAAUUAAUGUCAUCUCGCUUGUAAAGAUGAAAUUAUUCUGUAGCAUUGAAAUGUUUCAGUAUGUUAUUUAACCCUACUAUAGUCAGCAAACCUUGGCCCUAUGUGAUUCAAGUAUUUUGUUAAAACUAGUGCUAAUCUAAAGAUGAAUAAAAAUUCUUGACUCCUGAUACACAUGUGUGGUGUCUAGUGUUAAUGAUCUCUAUGGUAUGUAGUUGAGAGACACUUGAAUUUGCUUAUGUAGCAGUUGUCAAAAUGAGUCAUCUUUAAACAUUGCUCGAGCAGCCUAAUGCUGCUCACCACUCUAAAAAAUUAGGAAUUGAAAUUUCCACUAUAUAAGUGUAAUCGCACAUAAGUUUUGAUUCACAUUUCUUAGCUCAAAAGUCAGGUGUGAACAAAUACGGUUUCCAUGUACAAGCGGCUCCCCAAACUGUGUCUCACUUGAAAUAUCUUUUGUGAUUCACAACAAUCAAAAAAAAUAAAUACACCUUUAAAACAUCAACACCUGUCUGUGUAUUUACUAUGUCAUAAAUAAAUCCUUAUUCAUUAGAAUAUAAAAAAUAUGACCUAGACCUAGAUCUUCAUCCUGAUCACUCUGCCAAUGAUAUAUUUUUACUUUUAAUAUUCACUAUAUAUCAUGAUUGAAAUGUUAAUGCUAUAGCCAUUAACAAAAAAAAUGAAGAAAUAAAAUCAGUAACUGUCUAAUGGUAGUUUUCAUGCUGGCCGCCCACCCUGCAAGACUCAUCAACAAGCUGCAUGUGCUUGUCUUGCAAUUUUUCUCUUCAAAUGAAACGCUUGACUGGCUGGACAGGUGGUGUUAAGAAAUCAAUGUCAUUCUUUUACCUCCUGUACAAAAUUGUGGCAUAGGAUUGAGAUCUCACCAAUCAAAAUUAAAACAAGGACGGGGUAUUUUAAGGUGUAGUGGGCUGUGUCCUGUAGUCACCAUGGUUAUCAUCUUACCCUGGAUCUGUCUAGAUUUAGCCAAAUAUGUACAGUAGUUAUUGGUUACAUGUCUACAGCAAGUGGCUGGUUGAGUUGUCACACUUGGGCAAUUAAUUAAAAACCUAAUUUAAUACUUGAGAAAUAUGUUGUUGUUUUUUUUUUCAACAGGGAGCAUUCGUUGUUUGUCCUGGGAUGCUGACAACCAACUUUUAUUCAGUGGAAGCUUCGACCAGUCUGUCAUAGUCUGGGACAUUGGGGGCAGGAAGGGAACAGCUUUUGAACUUCAAGGACACAAGUAAGUUUAAGCUGGAUUGACAGCUUAAAAAUGAGUUGAUCAGAUCAAUGACAUAGUGAGGGGUCCAAGGAAAUUUCUAUAUAUACCAUCAAUAGUUUGCUUUUUACUGUAGAGUUAACUGAAAAAGUGGUGGUUUAAAAGGGGAGGGGGGAUCAUAAUAAAAAAUGAAAAAAUAAUGUUAAUAAUUUUUUAAAAUUGUAUCAAAGAGUAAAAGUUUAACCUUUUUUUUCCCUAAAAUUUUAUCUAAUCCACUUUUAAAUAAAUUUAAUGAAAUUCUGAAAUCUUAUUCAAAUUAAAUAGCAUUUUCAGUGAACAAAGCCACUCUGUUGUCUUCCCAGACUCGACCAGUUUGUAAAUAAACAGAACAUUUUUUAAAUAUCUGAUAGGGACAAAGUUCAAGGUCUAGUGCAUUCCAAGACGUCCCGCCAACUCCUCACUGGAUCAGAUGACUGUGUGCUGGGGAUCUGGGAUAUGGUGGUCAAAAGACUUGAAGUAAACUACUAUGAUAUUAUUUUUUACUUUUGUCUGUGCGUGACACAAAGCUUAGGCCCACCAUUUAGAAUUGAAACCAACGAAAAAUAUAGGAUAAUAAUAUAUGAGUUAACUAAAAAUAGAUUGCAUUAUUAUUUGGUUAUAUUCUAACUUUUGCUACAUUUUACCAUUGUUACCCUUUAUAUUUGUUUUACUUGACAGUUAUCAUAUGAUUUGUACUGUAUAUAUAGUUAAUUUUAUUCUAUGUAUAUGAGAAACUAGUUUAAAGGGCAGGUUAUAUUGAAAGGUGUAGGGCUCCUCGGGUCUAUUAUAGCCUCCACUUGUCCAAUUGAGAUCACUCGUUGAACGUUGACCAAAUAUUUUCUCUCGCUGCAAUCCUGCUCCUCUCCAAGGUGACAACUGCUUCAUGUCCAUAAGAAAUGCUGGUGCAUGCGAUCAGAUCAUUGGGAACCAGACACUCUACUCUUUUAUAUCAGUCUAUAAAUGUGAUCAGAGGACACCGUUAGGCUAUUGCGAAUAAUCCUACCUGCUUUCCCCCUACCCUCAAUAGGGGAUUCUGGGUCUAAACCCAUCCCCAUUCCUUAAGCAAGUCCAUCCUCAUAGGCUCCCGAAGUGACACAUCUCCAUCAGUAAAUGGUUCUUCAAAUAGAAUUAAUAAGAUGGGACUCAGGAGGAUGGGACUUGUUAAACUUGGAUGGCAACUCAUCAAAGAGAAAGCAAACUCUGAAAUCAAACCCGGGGAUGGAGUCCUGUAGUCAGUAUGACAUUGACACAAUGAAAAUUCCAACAAAUCCUGCUGCGUAGAGUGCAUAAAGAGCACAGUGAAACGCUCAAGACACACUUCUGGUCAUCUCUUGCAUCCUGGUCUAUUUCCAAUCAUCUUGAAUAAGUCUUGCCACUGGACCAAUUAGGCACGGACGAGAGAGUGAGGCCGACGAAUUGAGCAACUCUCCCUCACUGUAAACUUUUUACAGCUCAAGUCAAUGCUGCUACUCAAGUCAAAAAUUGCCUUUAUCAACUUUGCUUGCGGAGGACAAACAUUAUUUAUAAUAAUAAAGCAAUAAUACUUAGAAUGCAUUGUGGUCAUCUGGAAGGCCGCAAAGAGGCAAGACUUCUGUUUUAAUUUUAAAUGUUGUUAAAUUAUUUUUGCAGACACCAGAUUGGGCAGAGAGUGAUGUUUGCCAGAAGUGUGAUUCUCCUUUUUUCUGGAAUUUUCGUAAAAUGUGGGCAGAUCGAAAAGUUGGGCAGCGGCAGGUAUAUAACCUUUUAAAAUAACACAGUGUUUUAAAUUAUCCAAACAAUUCAAUUAAUUUAUUUUUCAAUUUUAAUUUUGGAUUAUUCCUGAUUACAUUCACCAUUCACUUUUUUUUUUCUUUUUUUUGUGUGGAUAUUUCAUUCAUUUGUUGCUAUAUCUUAAGUUUGGAGAUUUUUAUUUUUACAACAUGAAAUAGCAAAGAACAUCUCCAGAGUCAAAUUACUUUAAUGUUGGUGUGUGUGUAAAAUCUUUAUCUUGUUUAUUUGACUUUGUGAGAAUUUUAUCAUUGAAGGAGAUUCUCAUUUGUAAAAAAACUGUUGGAUUAUGUUUAUAAAACUUUCCUUGACCGCUUGGGUCACCAUGUAAAAGCAUCAUGCCUGUUUUUAAUGAUGUAUAUGUUAUAUUCCCAACUCAUUCUGUCCAUUGCCUUCCUAGCAUCAUUGUCGUAACUGUGGGAAGGCCUUGUGUCAGGCUUGCUGCAAUCAGAUGUCAACCAUCCCGCUGAUGGGCUACGAAUAUGAAGUGCGAGUCUGUGAUGAAUGUUUUCAAUCUAUUACACCAGAAGAGUAAGUGCAUCUCUUUGUUUUCUCAUGUUGAAUUAAGUUUUUAUUUCUUUGUAGCUAUCUUUACAAUCUAACAGUAGAGCAGCCAUUAAAAUUUUGAGCUUCCAUGAAUCCAUGCAUCAAAUGCAUUGAUGUCUUUGUGCAUUAACAAAAUUUAUUAGCCGACUAUAUUUUUUGUUACCUUGGGUUUCAUGUAACGUGGACCCAUUCAAACAUCUGCCCAACUAGUUUAGAACUCAAGGUCAAUCUUGUAAUCCUGUUUUUACUGACCCAUUUAAUCUUACAGGUCUGGAGUUACUGCCUCAAUCAUAAUCUUACAGUCAAAAGUGUAGUUGAUAAUUAACAUAUGAAACAUGUUCUCCCCAGGAAAGCCCCACAUGCAACAUUUCAUGACUUGAAGCACAGCAUUGUGCACAUGGACCUGGAUGCGUCCCGGAAGAUUCUUCUGACAACUGGAAAGGAUAGAGUUAUGAAAGUAAGAUUUUUUUCUCUUUCUACAAUUUUUAGGAAGAAAAUAAUUUGCAAUCCUUCUUGCAUGUUUCUAUAUUUUGUUUUGACUUUUACGAUGCUAUGAACAACGUUAAAAUAUCAAUAUUAUUAUGCUGACAUGAUUCUUAAAGGUUAAUUCUCAUAAUUGUUUUUAAAAAAGCUUAUUUAACAUAAGCUAUUAAUUCCCCUAAAGCAGUUGUUCCCAAACGCCGUAAACUUCUCAGGGGUUCCGCUGCCACUCCAGUAAACUCCUAUAAACGUGUAAGACAUAGGGUAGGCCCAAAGCUACCCCAUAGAGAUUUAUUUUUUAAAAAGGCUCCAAAAGUAAAAAAAUGUUGGGAACCAUUGCACUAAAGCAUCAACCAUGAUGUUACUCUCUUAGUUUUAUGCACAAGUGAGCUGUAUUUUUAUUUGUUACUAGUAAAAUUGGAUCUUUAUUACUAUUUCUUGUUUCUUUCCCUUGCAGUUAUGGGACAUGAGUCUGGUCUUACACUAAUUGUUGCCUAUGGAGGUAGAUGUACAUGCUACUUUGACAAAUAGUUGUGGCUGUAAGCUAUUUUGGACAACUUCAUUUUGUACUGUUGUCAAUUGUUGCAUUUGUUGAGUCAACCGUUGAGUCAAAUAUACACCUUAUUUUAAAAUGUUCGAUUAUUCUUUUUGUAUCAUCCCCUAAUAAUUCAUAGAAAGUAACAGGAAUACUAUUUUCACUACCCUAACAAUCAAACUCUAACACAGUAACCAUUAUGUAUACCAUUUCACAUGGAAAUAUUAUAACAAUAUACUGAUUGUUGUAAAUUUAAUCUACUCUCAAGCAGUAUCAGGGAUGUCAUUUCAGGGUUUUUUUCGGGGUGGUGGGGGGCACGAAAGCUUGACUGGCUUGUUGAAUUGUUUAUUGCUGGAGGUGACACAGUACAUAGAAAUUUAAAUAAGAAUUGCCACAUUAUGAUUGAAGCUUUCUAUUCUUAAUUUUAAAUGAAAUGAACAAAUAAUUAUUUUUUUAUUUAUUUUCUGCUACGUUUGAUUUUCUGCUGUCCUAGAUACUGAUACCUAGUGUGGAAAAAAAAUCUUGCAAAUUCAAGUGGGGGUGGGGGGACUAAUGCCCCUUCCUGCCCUAUUCAAAUGAUGUCAAGUACAGCCUGCGGGAACUUAAAGUAUUUGUUCGACACACAAAUAUUGGUGAUCAAAGUUACUUUUCUGUACUGUCAGCAACUUCUAGUGUUAUCAGCUGACAUCUUGUAUCCAACAUACAUCAAUAAUGAACAGAAUAUAAUUUUAUUUUUUUUAUUGAAUUUAUGGAUAGGGAACUGUUUUUCAUAAACUUUUAUUUUAUUUCUAUGUUUAAGAACAAUCUAGCCUGAAAAACAUCGAGAUUUAUGGGGAAUCUUUCUUAUUUAUAUCAAGAUGUAUUCACAUGAACAUCAAUUAUUUUUUUAAAUUUAUACUAACAAUUUGUCAUUUCUGCUUCCUGAAUGUUAAAUUCUUUAAAUAAGUAAAAAAAAAAUUACACAAGUACCUGAUCUCUAUCUCUAAAACUUGUUAUCACAGAGAUUGUAUAUUGAGAGAAGUUUUUGUGUCAGCUGUGCUAAUUAAACAAUUAUUUUAUGGUAUCAAUAUUUUUUUUAAAACACAUUUUGUCAUGUUUAUGGGCUUUCAGUAUGAUCAUUGAAUUUCAUUGUAUGUUUCAUAUUUUAUUCAUAUGUUUUGCUCUACAUUUAAUUAUAACUCUUGUUGAAGUUGGUUUGUCAGGAUGAAAAUUUGAAUAGCUGCAAUCAAUUAUGUAGGUACUACUUCAUGAAAUUAGAGAUAUUUAGAAAUGCUUUGAGCUUCGUUUAGUAAUCUUGUCUCACUAUGUUCACUUCAUCAAUAAAAAAAUAUUUAAAAAAAGAAGAGCAUAAUAACUUGUGAAUUUAUUGAAACAUGGACCAGGGGAUUUAGUUUGAAUAUUAGGAAAUAAAGUUUCCUAAGAAUUGACAGGGGCAUCUUUUUCUUGAAGUAUGCAGUGAGGGCGAAUUGACAUAAUAAUAUGUUGUCCUCACUGGUUUCAUAGUCUUAGAAGUCAGUAUUGCACCGGGAAUUGUUGUCAUGUGAUAGAUAAAUUGAUAAAUACUGUUGAGUAUAGCUGUAUUCACUUUAGACAAAAUAUUAACAUGGAAAAGUUUUUUACCGAUUGUUACAUGCUAAAAUUUUCUGUCACUGAAUGGCAUGGCCAGAACAAAGAGCUAGAUGUGAAAUGAUUUUUAAAUUCUUAUUAAUGGGUAACCUUUCAUCUAAGCUAUAGGCAAUAAUUUUCCGAUGAUAAAACACUUUAAAAAUUGUAUGGCUUACUAUUUAUAUAGUGACCAUAUCAUCAUCACAUGCAAAUAAAAAUAUCUUCAAAUAAAUAUGAAGUGACCUUUCAAUUUAUCACUGAAAACAUUUUUUGACAGUCCUCCAUUGGUAUCAUUAUUAAUUUGAAUUCUCUCUCCACCCCCCCCCCUCCCCGCAAAGCGAUUGUGGUGCAUCAACUGAAAGCUUUGUUCUGAUCUAUCUAUACGCAAGACUGAGACAGACGCAUGCGUCUAUUUAUACACAAGGCGUAGACAGAUGCAUGGUCUUCAGAAAACUAAUAAACAUUUUUAAUUAAUUUAAAGCAAAAUAAGAUUUAUUGCAAAGAUUAUUUAUUUGUUUUUUGUAAUAUUUACAAAAAUGUAUUCAGUCCUCAUCAAAUAAGACUACCGGACUGUGUAGAGACUUUCAAUUAUGAGGGAGAUACAUAGCCCUGAAAUGUGUGCCUUUUUGGAAAUUUCAAAAUGGUUGGCUGUUUAAACAGAAACAAAUUUAGCCAUGUGAAGGCUUUGUUAAUUAUAUGUCUUAGAUUUUUAAACACCAAUAAAAUUGAAUUGCUCCAUUUUAAAAUUAUUUUUAUGUGCUCAGACUUCCUCUUAAAACUGUUGUUAAUUUUUUUAAAAUAGUUUCACUUUUAAAAGUUUACAUCAUGUCAUUUUAUUUGAAAAAUAAAAGACUAUUUUUUUAAGUGUAAAAGCCACGAACAGCUUGUUUACGAAAAUAUGCUGAAGAUAUGUCAAUGACAUUUUAAAAAAUUCACAAAAAUAAAUGAUGCGAUUAAUACAAACACAGAAGAAACAAUGGACACCAGGCCACAACAAACACACAACAACAAAAAAAGAACACAGGAUAGCAUGAUUGGAAAUGUUAAUUUUUUAUUUUUUUGAUCUUCAAUUUAUUUUUGUGAUGCUUUUGAUUUUGUGUGUCAUUUAGAUCAGUAAUUCUCAACUUAUGACACAUGCACAUCUUGUGGUAAACAACAUUGUUGCAUGUGGUACACAAAAAUGUAGCAAAUUGAUAUGCAUAAUCUAAUACUCAGUUUGAAUUACAAAUGUUCAUGGUGGUACACAAAUUUGCACCAGAUUAUUUAAGUGGCACAUUAUUUCCAGAGUUUGAGAACCUUUGAUUUAAGUAUUACUAAUCUAUGUAAAUGUGUGCAAAUUAUAUUUUUAUCGUAAUAAUUGUUUCAUUUAUAUUUUUCAAGUUAUUACUUGAUGGGUAAAUUCCCAAUUUGAGAUGUCAGCAAACUUCUAAAUAAAAUCAACAUGUUUGUGAUGGGUUUUUUAAUGUUGUGGUGAACCAUUUGAAAACUGAGGAAUCAACUCUCAUUUAGAUCUAAUUUUUUAGAUUUAAAAUGAUCGAAAAAUUAAAUUUUCUUAACAUAUAAUGUGUAUAAUGUUAAAAAAUUAGAAAACCUAUGCUCAAGAAUAAGAAUAUGCUAGAGAACUGGCAACAAUGACAUUGCUCUGUGGAGGAACACACUGAUAAAAAUUGUAAUGCUUUCUGAAAUAUAAAUCUUGUUGUGGGUCACAUGUGCUAUUAUAAUAUAAUCUUAAUGACAGUGACUUUGAACCAUGGGAACAAUUGAUUUCUAUAAUGUAUGUGACAUGACAUCUGAGCCAUAUGUUAUCAUUAUUAUGCGUAACAUUCAGUGAGUUUGAUUAGUGUGCAUGCAUGCUACUGUGAAAUUAUUUCAUGCAAAACUCAUUAAAAGUGUUAUUGUUUCAUGACCUCCAUCCCACCAUGUAAAUAAAGUGACAUGAAAAUGCAUGUGAGACAUACAUGUUAUAUAAAUAUGUUGUAUUUUAAUUUUAUAUGUCUGUUCACAGUUAUCUUUAACAAGUCACACAAUAAUUUAAUAGUUUUAAUAUAUCUCCAACGUUACCAGUUCAGUAGCUCAGAGUACUCAGACGCUCAUAGUAAUGACGAGACUUAUUUCUUCCAAAUGUGUUUGGCUAAACAAUGGCCUUUCAAUUCAUACGGACUUCUUUCUUGUGUUUAAUAUAAGCAUACAUUUUUCUCUUUAUUGAUUCAUCCUUUGUUGUCUGAAUUCCAUGUAAAAUAAUGAACAGUGGAAAAAUGUUUAACAUAGAGCUAAAUUUAAUUGUUUUGUUUGACACAUUGAUUUAUCCUCUGUUCAACCCACUUUAUGUCAAAUAAAUAAAAUUAUUCCUUAGGGCAAGAUCUGCUUAUCAAGUUUUUCUCAUUAAGAGAACCUGUGGAAAUAAUGAACUUGGUGGAAAUAAUUUAACUCGGUCCUGGAGCUUACUUUUGAUUUGUUUUGUUUGACACCUUAAUUUAGCUUCUGUUCACCUCCAAUUUAUCUG